Molecule: messenger RNA, 3963 nt
Organism: Manacus vitellinus (golden-collared manakin)
Lineage: Eukaryota; Metazoa; Chordata; Aves; Passeriformes; Pipridae
Gene: ORAI2
Product: ORAI calcium release-activated calcium modulator 2
Exons: 5
Coding region: 387-1160 (257 amino acids)
Biological process (GO): store-operated calcium entry
Cellular component (GO): membrane
Molecular function (GO): store-operated calcium channel activity
Source: RefSeq, a predicted model, not a curated record
CGUGCUGAAUUAUUCAUGCUCUCCAUUUUGCAGGAAUGCCGAGUUUGUAGGUGAAAUCCACAAACGGCAAAGAGAACAUGUUGGUGAAGGUGGGAUCUGCCUCACGGUCUGUCUCGCUGGGGUGGCUCAGUGUAGCAGUAGGAGCUGUAUUUGGGAAGGAACUCCCUCUCUUUCCCAUAAGGCUGUCCCUGUCCUUUUGAUGGGUUUAUACAGGAUUUCCUGCUGAGUCAAUAGAGGAGGAGUGCAGGGAGAUAGCAGCCGGGAUUCCAGGGAGCCAGAGGAGGUUGCAGCCCGGCGGAGGCAGAGCAGCGCUGCCUUUUGACUUAUCCCCUGGAGCCCUCCACCCACUCCCUCCAUGUCCACAGCUAGCAAGCGUUUGUCUCACCAUGAGUUCUGAAUUAAACGUCCCAGUGGAUCCCUCCACCCCUGCUUGCUGCUCUGAGCCUGGCACGAAGGGCAUGGAUUACCGGGACUGGGUCCGGCGCAGCUACCUGGAACUGGUCACGUCAAACCACCACUCUGUUCAAGCCCUUUCCUGGAGAAAAUUGUACCUGAGCCGAGCCAAACUGAAAGCUUCCAGCAGAACCUCUGCUCUGCUCUCUGGAUUUGCCAUGGUGGCCAUGGUGGAGGUGCAGCUGGAGGUGCAGUACAAGUACCCCCAGAUGCUGCUGAUCGCCUUCAGUGCCUGCACGACGGUGCUCGUGGCGGUUCAUCUCUUCGCCCUGCUCAUCAGCACCUGCAUUCUGCCCAACGUGGAGGCAGUGAGCAACAUCCACAACCUGAACUCCAUCAGCGAGUCCCCCCACGAGCGCAUGCACCCCUACAUCGAGCUGGCCUGGGGCUUCUCCACCGUCCUGGGAAUCCUCCUGUUCCUCGCGGAGGUCGUGCUGCUGUGCUGGAUAAAAUUCCUGCCUGUGGGCUCCAUCCUGAAGAACGAGACCACCAACGUGGAGAAGCCCAGCAGCCACGCGGGGUGGCAGUCAGCACUGGUCUCCACCAUCAUCAUGGUCCCCGUGGGUCUGAUUUUUGUCGUCUUCACCAUUCACUUCUACCGCUCCUUGGUGCGGCACAAAACGGAGCGGCACAACCGGGAGAUCGAGGAGCUCCACAAACUCAAAGUGCAGUUAGAUGGGCAUGACAGAGGCAUGCAGGUGGUGUGACAGAGCCUGCACGCCCCCUCAGCUGGGGCUGAGGGCAAAACACCCGGUUUGCUACUUGGUGGGACGCACCAGUGAUGGAUUAUCUUGAGGCUUCAAUAUGUAAAUGCUAAUUGCCUGCCAUUUCUAGCUGUGGGUUCUAGUGCUGUUUCACAUGCUGGGGUCUCUGGCCUGAUUCUGGUCCUACACACUUGGUACUUGAGUUGACACUGCCGUGGAGUUCAAGGUCAAAACUUUACCUUAACAUUGGUUCAGGUAGCCAAAAAUCUGUAUUUUUUACAAAUGCAAUAUUCUGUUGCCAAAAGUAAAACUGCAUCAGCUUCCAAACAGCCAGUGUGUGUGUGUGUGUGUGUAGGACCUGUUUUACAUGUCAGAACUCCCUGGCUGUCAGUGCAGCCACGAUUAACUGGCUGCUCAUUUCUAGAGCAGAGCUGGUUAACGUGGGUACCUGCAGCUGACUCAAGGACAACCAGGAAAGCACAACAGAAACUGAAAGUGUUGAUCACCAUUGUUCCAAAGCAAGUAUUCCAUAAAUACAUAACCUGAAAGAAAUCAGCCUUAGCUUUUUUUGUUCUUUUCUUGCUAUUCUUUACUAUGUUUUUACAGCUGGGGGUGUAGAACUUUGAAUUGCAGGAGGCUGGGAAGUUCUCUCGUACUUUCUUCAGCAGCGUCUGUCACUUUAGAUCGAACGAGUGCCAAGAUCAUGUGUUUUUUCCCAAGAAGAGGCAGGAGUGCCCAGGGAAGGCUUACAGGUGUUUUAGUUUUAACAAGGACAUUCUUAAAACAGAACAGUGCCGGGGAAUUUAAUGAGACAAAACUUUGAAGGACUAGCAAAGCGAGUUUCAAGGAGGUAAGGAGUGACAGCAGAUAUUGUACAAAUCUGUUGCUGUGUCUUCUUCAUUCACGUGUUGCUGCGAUGCCUUUUGCCUGUUUUGCUGGAGAGAACAAGCCCAGUCCUGUCUAUUCCAUCAUUUAGCUUUUUUCAAUUGGCUGUAGCAUUUUCCUGUCAGAAAUGAAGGCUUCCUUCUCCCUUCACCAAAGCAGGCAGCUCCUCUGGUGGAACCUGGAGCUGUGCUGGCGAGCCUGAUGGAGCUGGAUCCGGCAGGAAUGCUGUGUGCCAUUAAAGAGCUAUCCAUUUCCCUUGAGCUCAUUUCUUUUUUCAGCAGCUGAGACAGUGACACUUGCAUGUCUGUGUUGCUUAGCAAGGGAAGCUUGUAAAUUCUGUAGCAUCCUUGUGGGUGAAAAACUUCUGAAAAAAAAAACAAUUUUAUGAUUUUUGGUAACUUUGUGGAGGGAAAAGAGUGUUUUGCAAUCAUGAGCUCUUUGAAGGGAAAGUAAGGCUUUCUGCCACACAGGGCUGCAAGAAGCAUAAGCACAUUUUCUUGGCCCUGAUCCUGUGCUGAUUUCCUCCUCUGCACUCAAAAACUGCAGUUUCAGAGUCUCUGAGGCCUUAUAGGUUUCUGAAAUCAUUAAGGAUGUUUGUAAUGCUCUAUUUAACCCUGGUCCCUUAUUCCACUGGGAUUUGAGAAACUUAAUGGCAGUGUAUUAUUACAUGUCAGCUUCCCAGAACGGAGAGCACACGCAAACCCCAGGGCAGCAGGGUGAGACUAUCCCAAUAUUCCUCUCUGGUGAGGGCCUUGGGAAACCAACUCUCAUCUCUCAUGUUUACAUGCGAAUGUGAGCGUUGCUGAACAAGUUGCUUAGCACUGUGUCUGUGGCUUUCAUCUGCUGUUCUUGCUGCAGUUGGCAUGUACCAUAUUGGCUGAUGUGCAGCAAAGAAAAAUAGGCUUUGUGUGCUAAAUGACUAAUCUGUACUCAUGUGCAUAUGCAAAAAAAUGAGGAGUGUCCUCCAGGAAGUGGGUGGUCCUGAAAUUCAUACAAACUCCCCAGGAAUCCGCCGUCUCUCCCUUCCUCUUUUUACCAUAAUAAAAAUUAAAGGUUUAUACAACAAAAUCAGAGUUCAGUUUUCUGCCUAGUAAUGCACAUGUGGGCUCUUCCCCCAGGAGAAUUUCUGUUGUGAGGCCAGAGCCAGACCAGAUGGGAAGAGUCUCUCAUCUGUACUUUGCACUCUCCUUUAAUAAUACCCUUGUGUACUGAGGAGCUCAGGAAGUUGUCGAGGAAAGCAUUGAGCCAUUUUUGCAAUUUAAAAGGAAAAGUUUCCCCCGUGUGCACACAGUGCUGUGAAAGCAAUGCAGCUCGUUUGGAAACAGCCAAUUUGUUAAUUUAAUUUUUUGCAAGUAUAAUGAACUUCAGCAAAUGGAGAAAUGCAGCAGAAACUGUGCUUUGAUUUUUGUAGAAUAACUCGUUGAGGCUUUGGUGGGAUUGGAUUCAAGAUCAGUCUCAAGGCAGAGCAUCUGUGACUGGAGUGGGAUAGCCUUACUCCAGGGGGAGUCUGAGGUAUGGUUUGGGAUGGUGUCCCCGGGGGCAAAUGUACUUAAAACAGAAUAAUAACAUGCUUUCCCAUCUUUGCUUGCAGCUCUGUGUCUUGUGUCUCUCUGGGCACCGAGUUCUCCCUUCCAUGAGAAGCCCUUGAGAGUAUUUUUGCUCAGUGACUGUAGCAUCUGGGAUCUCUCUGGGAUCACCUUUGUGCUGUAACUCCUCUCCCUUCCCAACAACAGCAUCUGCUUUUCUUGCUCCUGCCUCUCUUCCUUUCAACUUGUUUGCAUUUUCACCUCUGUCAGGUCCAGACUUGUGUUGCAGACAGGUUACCUGUGGUACCAGCCGUAGCAGUUCAUCCAUAAAGGAAGGAGUAGGGAUGUUGGAGUUGUCCAGGUGGGUGUUUCUGUGCUACAGCACUAGAAAAUCC